Molecule: messenger RNA, 2283 nt
Organism: Lodderomyces elongisporus
Lineage: Eukaryota; Fungi; Ascomycota; Pichiomycetes; Serinales; Debaryomycetaceae
Exons: 1
Coding region: 1-2283 (760 amino acids)
Biological process (GO): UDP catabolic process
Cellular component (GO): Golgi apparatus
Molecular function (GO): UDP phosphatase activity; GDP phosphatase activity
Source: RefSeq, a predicted model, not a curated record
AUGGAAAAGAGGAAACUGCUGAAGAAUAGCAAAAAGAAAGGUAGUUCGAGCGGACCAAUUUUUUCAAAGGAUGGAAUCCCAUUGGACUAUUUUGUCAUUAUAGAUGCCGGAUCGAAAGGAUCCAGAGUCCAUGUUUACAACUGGCUUAAUCCACAAAAGACAUUUGAAAAGGGCUUGAGUUUUGACCAAGUUAACUUUAGGAGAAGCGAAGACGUGGAGCUCAAUGAAAAGGAUGAUGAUGAUACACCAUCAUCUUCUGAAGAUGAAAGUGAUUCGGAGGAUGAUGACGUACUCGAUAAAACCAAGACAAAAGCAAAGACUAAAACCAAGACAAACACGUCAAUGGGCAACAAGAACAACAAAUCACUACAUUUCCCCAAAAUUCAUACUAAAUCAUGGUGGCACAAAAAAAUCACCCCCGGGAUCUCGGCAUUCAAUAGAGCACCUCACAAGAUUGGUAAGCACCACUUGUCAAAACUACUUUCAAGAGCCAGCAAGAUUGUCCCCAAAUCGCAGCAUUAUAGAACACCCAUCUUCCUCCAUGCCACUGCAGGCAUGAGAUUAUUAUCGCCAACUGAGCAACAACAAAUUCUUAACGAAAUAUGCAUCUACUUUGAAAAACAAUCUGAUUUCUUCAUUCCAGAUUGCGCCUCACAUGUCAAUGUUAUUGAUGGCGACUAUGAAGGCUUGUACGGCUGGUUAAGUAUAAACUCAUUAAUUGGAGCAUUCAAUGAUCCCGAAUCUCAUCAACAUGGAAAGAAUCACACUACUUAUGGAUUACUAGAUAUGGGCGGUGCGUCCACACAAGUUGUAUUUCAGCCGAAUGCUUCAGAAAUUGAAGAGCACCAGAAUAACUUGUAUCACUUGAAGUUGCGGCGACUACCAGUCUAUAACCCUGAAAAAAAAUUGUAUGACUCACCAAUCCAAGAAGAAUUUAGCGUUUAUUCAGAUUCCUUUUUGGGGUUUGGAAUGUUCCAAGCUCGCACAAGGUAUCAUAAUACCUUGCUUGCAACUGAUGAAAAUGAGCCGCAAUACCAUUACUGGGGCUUUACCAAAGCACCCAUUACUGAUCCGUGUAUACCAAAGGGGUAUACCAGAAGCGAGAUAUUAGGCGACAAAUCAUACGAUUUCAUUGGUGGGUCAAACUUUGAAAGCUGCCUCACCAACAUUUUCCCAGUCUUGGCCAACUCGACCCACGGAGGUGCUCCCAAGGCAAACUGCAAACAAUUUAAUGAGGGCGAUGAAGUAAGCGAGUGCUUAUUGAAUGAUUUGAUACCAUCAUUUGACUUUGAUGUUAAUCAUUUUAUAGGAGUGAGUGGAUACUGGGAUGCAAUUGGUGGCUUGUUGUCACAAAAGGAUAAGGCAAAACGUGAUAGCAGUGAAGACCAGAAGAAUACAUACGAUUACCAAACUAUAUUCAACAAGACUGAAAGAGUCUGUUCUCAGCCAUGGUCAACAUUACUUGAAUUAAAUCUUGAAAAGGAUGAAAAAGAUCGAUUGACGGAGGAUGAAUUGUCAGAAUUGUGCUUCAAAUCAUCUUGGAUUUUGAACUUCUUGCAUCUAGGGUUAGGGUUUCCUCGAUUUGGAAUUGAUGAACCAACGAGCAAUAGCAACAAGAAAUUCCAGACAUUGCAAUUAGUUGAGAAACUAGAUGGUAAUUCUUUUUCAUGGGCAUUGGGUAGAGCAAUGUUGUAUGCAAACGAUGAAUACAUCCAGGCAUUCAAUAACUACUCUGCUAUUCAACAAAAGGAUGCAAAUUUGCAAAGUAUAGACAGACCGGGAUUCUACCAUAGUCCUUCGGAAGCAUUGUAUCAAUUUGGUGCCGAGCAAAAUAAUAUUGCUGCUAGACCGCCAUUUGAGCCAUAUGAUGCAACCAAGACUUACCACUAUUACAAUUACGAAACCCAUGAUACUUCAGACCAUGAACUGAUUUGGAAUAUUGAACCCCACAGAUGGUAUGGAAUGAUUGUUUUUGGAAUCUUGUUGUCGAUUGUGGCUUGGUUGAUGUUGGGCAGUAGAAAAAGACAGCUUGCGGUGACUCGAAUCUCCAGUGCCUUUCGAAAGCUAGUUGAUAUAGCCAAACGCAAGAGGAAUAGUAAUUACCAUCACUACCGAAACGUGUCUACUGGGGAUAUGGAGAUUGGGUAUGAGUUGAAUGACGUUUUAAAAGAUGAUGAAGUAGAUUCGAGAUUUGAGAUUGGAGAUGAAGAAGAGUUUGAUGAUGAUGAUGAAGAUGAAGCAGCUCCAGCACCAGCAGUAAAAGAAGAUGGUAACAGCGAUUAA